AUGGCUUCAAGCCCCGAGCCCAAGGAUUUCGGCGAGGACUCCUUUGAAGAUGCCAGCGAGGACAAUACUACUCACGUCUCCCCUUCACUCCCUCAAAGCUCCUCGACGCGGUCCUUGACUGAUCGCCGGCUAUCAAAUGGAUCUGUCACCACCCCCCGCGCCGAGCACGCGCCGCCUCUUCCAUCUGCACAGCCAGAUGUCACCUCCAGCGACGACUCCGACGAUAGCAGCUCUGCGCCACAUUCGGAGACGGAGGACACCCCGAAGAGAAAGAAAUACCAGAAAUCACCGCUGCUGACUGCUCAUCGCCUGUCAACGACUUCGCUGGACGACGUCAACUUGAUGGGUAACAAGGAUGAUGAGCAGCCAGCGGAGGCCAGUCCAGAGCCGGAGCCACCUGCAGGCUCUCCAAAAUCGGUCUCGCCCGAUUCUGCAACAACAAAGCAAAGCGUCUCAUCUGCAAUCAUGUCCAAUCUACCUUCUGUAUCAUGGCCUACCGCCGCAAAGCCCUCAGUACCCCCGCAGCCCGCUCCCCCUGCUCCGCCUGCCCUACCCGGCCGCAAGCUCACAAGUCCCUUCUCGUGGCUGUCUAGAGCAAGUACCGGGAAGGACAUCAAGUCUCCUCCCGCUAGCUCGAUAGAUAGCCGACGAAACACCGCCGCAUCAGUCUCAACGCUCAACACCGUCGACGAUGGAGAUAGUCUGAGCUCGAAGAAGCCGCGCAACAGCCUCAAAGAUCAAUUCAAGUUGCUACGCUUGCGAGAAGAAGGCACAGACACAGACCAGGUCAGUGUUACUUCCGGUCAGGCUUCGGUCAGCCAGGUGGUGGGCAGUCCCAUUCAAGAGGAAAAUGAUACAUUGUCCGCUCCUUCACCCGCUGUCACUUCAGCUGGCCCAUUUCCAUCAGUCAACCCCAAUCUGGCUCCUGGAACAGUUUCGGGGAUAUCGGCGUCUGCAACAGAUGCUGCGGCUCCUGUGGAUUGGGAACUAUGGGAGAAGAUUGUGAAUCUUGGAUCUGAUGCGUUGACUGGUGCUAACUCCGAUGAACUCAAUGCGGCUAUCAAGCGAGGCAUUCCCCAGACUAUUAGAGGCGUGAUCUGGCAAGUUUUAGCUGAUAGUCAUAAUCCCGGACUCGAGGAGGUGUAUAGAGACCUUGUCGUGCGAGGCACUGACAAGGAAAGGCAUACUAGUGUGAAUGGCAACCAACCCGGCAUUAACUCAGAGAAGGAGUCGCUGGCUUCAUCACGCUCCUCCAUUCGUUCAGAUAAUUCUGGUUCCGCAUCUCACUCCAGUCACGUAACACCUUCGCCUAGUCCAUCUCAAGAGAAGGAUGCUGAGAAGGUUGUGAAAGAACAACUAGCAGCAGAAGCCGCCCGCAAGAAAAAGGCAAAAGAAGAUGCAGAUGCGAUACGGAAGCUGGAAAAGACGAUACGACGAGACCUUGGCUCUCGAACAAGCUACUCUAAAUAUUUCGUCUCGCAGGGAAACCAAGAAGCCCUUUUCGGCCUAUGCAAGGCUUAUGCCCUCUAUGAUGAGGCCGUUGGUUAUGCACAAGGCAUUAAUUUCAUUGCCAUGCCUUUGCUUUUUAAUAUGGAGGAAGUCGAUGCGUUCGGCCUGCUCGUCAAACUUAUGAAUAAAUAUGGCUUACGAGAAAUGUUUAUUCAAGAUAUGCCUGGUUUGCAUCUUCACUUGUUCCAGUUUGAGCGACUCUUGGAGGACCUCGAGCCAGCUUUGUAUUGUCAUCUCCGUCGCCGAGGGUUGAGCCCUCAAUUAUAUGCCACCCAAUGGUUUUUAACACUGUUUGCAUACCGAUUUCCCCUGCAACUUGUCCUUCGUAUCUACGAUCUCAUCCUCGAAGAGGGACUCGAAAGUACCAUUCUCCGUUUUGGCGUUGCUAUCAUGCGCCGCAAUGCCGAAACACUCCUUAGCAUGAAGGACAUGUCUACCCUGUCCCAAUUUGUCAAGGAAAAGCUUUUCGAUGUGUACAUUGAUCAGCAACCAUCAGCUAGUUCGAUACUAGAAUCCGGGUUCUUUGGAAGCUCCGGUGGCAGCGAAAAGGAGGUCUACCGGGCGGAUCUGAUGGUACAGGAUGCCUUUGAGAUUCCACUCACUCCCGAAACAAUCCGUGCAUAUACCACAGAGUGGGAAGAGAAAAAUAGAGCGGAAAAAGAGAGAGAACAAGAGCUCGAAGGAUUGAGGCAUACUGUUGCAACACAAGCUACACGAAUACGGUCACUAGAAGAACAUGCUGAAAAGUCAGACCAAGAACACGUUCAGCUGGCGUCGGAACUGGUACGAGUGAAAGUCGAGAACGAGGAACUUUCAGAUGCCAAUGAGAGUCUGCAAGUCCAGGUUCAAGAGUUGAAGAUCGUCGUUGACAAGCAACCGGCUGAGGUUGAAGAAAAGCUGAGGACUGAGAUGGAACGAAUUAUGAAACGGAACAUGGAGGUUCAAAACGAGAACCGGAACAUUGAGGAACAAAUGGUAGAAAUGGAGAAAGAUCUUGUUGACACCAAGAUGAAAUGGGCAGAGCUAUCGGAGAAUCAUGAAGGUCUCAAACAAAAGUGGGCGGACCUGCGCAAAGCACUGGAUGGCUAG
This is a messenger RNA of Talaromyces proteolyticus, 2598 nucleotides long. Its product is annotated as putative GTPase activating protein. Bases 1 to 2598 code for a protein of 865 amino acids. The record is from RefSeq and is a predicted model, not a curated record. Lineage: Eukaryota; Fungi; Ascomycota; Eurotiomycetes; Eurotiales; Trichocomaceae. The transcript is spliced from 4 exons.